This is a messenger RNA of Meriones unguiculatus (Mongolian gerbil), 7874 nucleotides long. RefSeq names its product RAB11 family interacting protein 1 (gene Rab11fip1). The transcript has 6 exons. Gene Ontology annotation, molecular function: small GTPase binding. NCBI's taxonomy places the organism in Eukaryota, Metazoa, Chordata, Mammalia, Rodentia, Muridae. The coding region runs from base 71 to 3826 and encodes 1251 amino acids. The record is from RefSeq and is a predicted model, not a curated record. Gene Ontology annotation, cellular component: intracellular membrane-bounded organelle. Gene Ontology annotation, biological process: regulated exocytosis.
GGGUGGGCGGUCCACACCGAGGGCAGCGGCUACCUUCUGGCCUCCCAGCCCGGGUGCGGCGUCCGCCACCAUGUCCCUAGCUGCCUCAGCGGGCCGGGGGCCGGGGACCAUGUGGUCCCCUACCCACGUCCAGGUGACGGUGCUACAGGCGCGGGGCCUGCGGGCCAAGGGUCCCGGGGGCACGAGCGACGCGUACGCGGUGAUCCAGGUGGGCAAGGAGAAGUACGCCACGUCCGUGUCGGAGCGCAGCCUGGGCGCGCCCGUGUGGCGCGAGGAGGCCACCUUCGAGCUGCCGCCGCUGCUGUCGUCCGGGGCCGUGCCGGCCGCCGCCGCCACCCUGCAGCUCACCGUCCUGCACCGCGCCUUGCUCGGACUCGAUAAGUUCCUGGGCCGAGCCGAGGUGGACCUGCGGGAGCUGCACCGGGACCAGAGCCGCAGGAAGACGCAAUGGUACACCUUGAAGUCCAAACCAGGAAAGAAGAACAAAGAGCGAGGAGAAAUUGAGGUCGAUAUCCAAUUUAUGAGAAACAACAUGACUGCCAGCAUGUUUGACCUCUCCAUGAAAGAUAAGUCUCGGAGUCCAUUUGGAAAGCUGAAGGACAAGAUCAAAGGGAAGAAUAAGGAUAGCGCCUCGGAUACCGCUUCGGCCAUCGUCCCCAGCAUGACACCCUCAGUCGACAGCGAUGAUGAGUCUUUCUCAAAAGACAAGAAAAAGAAAUCGAAGAUCAAGACUUUGUUUUCCAAGUCGAAUUUGCAGAAGACGCCGCUCUCCCAGUCCAUGUCUGUCCUGCCCACUUCAAAGCCAGACAAAGUGCUGCUUCGUCCAGGAGACUUCCAGUCCCGGUGGGAUGAGGAUGAUGACAAUGAGGAUGAGUCCUCCUCCUCCACCUCUGAUGUCAUGUCCCACAAGAGGACGUCCAGUGGAGACCAUACACAAUUGAGCAGCUUUAGCCUUCCCAGGAAAGAAGGGCUCUCCUUCCUCGGGGGCCUCCGGUCCAAGAACGACUCCCUUUCCCGAUCUAACGUCUGUAUCAAUGGGAACCAUGUUUACCUGGAGCAGCCAGAGGCCAAGAGUGAGAUCAGAGACAGCAGCCUUUCUGAUUCUCCAUCCCCACAGGGCUUCAGGAAGAAGCAUUUGUUCGCAUCCACUGAAAACUUGGCUGUCCGGUCUCCUAAGGAACCUGGAGAAGGAGGCGGCAUGUCCUCUGACAGGCGACUGUCUGACUCUUCCACCAAGGACUCCAUGAAGUCCAUGUCUCUGCCAUCCUAUCGAGUCCUGACCAGUGGGGACAUUAGAGAGAACAUGUCUCCAGCUAACAUGGAGGCUACCAAGGAGACGAAAGACAGCAAGAAGCAGGAGAGCAAGAAAUCCUCUUUGCUUUCUCUGGUGACCGGAAAGAAAGAUGUGGCUAAGGACAGUGAAGGUGAACCUCUUCCCAUUGUCUCAGAGAAAGAGAAGGAAAGGAAAGCCACGCUCGUGGGAGGCCAGCUGCGGGAGGAAGACACUGUGAGAAGAGCCGAGAAAGAUGCUGUUCCUGUUGCCUCCCAGAUUGGCAACUCCCCAAACCCUUUUGAAGAUGUGCAGAUCUCAGACCUAGAAUCCAGCCUGGAGUCUAAGACUGAACCAAAACCACCAGUUCCCGCUCCAAGGGCUCCCCAGACCAAAGCUGUGAAGCCUAGACUGGAAGUUUCUCCAGAGGCUCAACCCAAAGCCAGGCUUCCUUCCCCUGUCUCUGCUCUGUUUCCGACUCUUCCUUCUAGCUCUACUCAGGCUCCUGUCUUUUCUGACUUGAGGUGUGACUCAGAGACACAAUCCUCUGAAAGUCCUUCUGUCUUCUCCUCCUCCUCUCCUCUAGCAGCUCCUAUCUCCACAUCCACUCCACUCGAACACUGGCCCCCCACAGGCAGGGCUGAGGCCAGUUCUGAAGAACCUUCUUUGUUCCUCAAAACAAUCUCUCCAAAGGAGAGUUUAACACCAGACGAGAACACCACUUCUUCCGCCUUGGGAGCACCUUGCAAACAGCUUCCUAUCCCAGCUCGGAAGGGGACGGAAGAGUCUUCAGGGAGCAAGACCAGGGAGACAGGCACAGGGAAGGAAGCUGGCAGUGAUGAGUCAGGAAAGACCCUCAUGAGGCAUCAUGAAGAACUCGUGAAGCUUCCUUUCCCAGAACAGCACCGGGUUCCCUCACCUGAAGAGGCCCAGGAAGUACGCUCAGUGCUCUCACUCCACAGUGGCAGAAUUGUAAACCCUGCUGACGGGUCUCCCACAGUGGGAACUUCAGACCCAGAGUGUCAGUCUAGGUCUUCUGUGGAGAACGAUCAGGAUGGUAGAAUGACUUCUGCAGUCAAAGAAGCAACACCUCUUCCUCAAGAGGAAGAGGCAGCCUCCUCGUUUGACAGCACAACACCAAAAUAUGAAGAGAUGCAUUUGAGUGCCAGUGGAGGUCAAAAGAAAGCCAAGAAACGAGUGUCCUUUUCUGAACAGCUCUUUGUAGAAGAAGAAACAGAGGGACCCACUGGGCUUGAGGAAGAGGAUGGAAGUCAUCGCCAGCACCUGACACAUGAAGGGCCCAUUGCUGGAAGCAUGACCACACAGUCUCCUCACACAGAGGUUGUACACAUAGGAGAGGAACCUGUGGCCACAGAAGCUCAGCUUACCAUCCCUUCUGAAAGCAAGAGUUUUCCAGAAGGACCCACAGGUGAAGCCAGCCCAGCAAGCGGUACCCAGCUCUUGAGGGAUGAAGAGAAUGAUGAUCUCAUCACUUCUUGUCAGAGCAAAGCCAGUGAUCAUGAAGGCCUACUGUCUAACCCACUACAUGACCUUCCGUCUGCCUCUGAGGUGACAUCUCCUCUCAUGGCUGAUCCCCUGAGCUUGUCUCUUCCAUCCAUUCCUGAAGUGGCAUCAGAUGACGAACGAGUAGAUGAGGCUGGAGAUGGAAGGAAGGCAGUAAAGCUGGUUGAUCUAGAAGCAGGAGGUUCACCCUUGAACAGGUCACCGUCCUGUCUGGAGAAAGCAGAGAUGCCAAGUGAUCAGGCACAUGAGUCAGUGCCCAUGGAGAAUCUGCAUGACUUCAGGCCCAAAACUCCUGAAGCAGUUUCUUCUGAGCAGACAGCUGCAUUAGGAAUUCCUUCACCACAUCUUGGCAAGAACUCAAGUGUGAAUAAAGAGAUACCAGGCCCCGGAACUAACAAGGAAGAGAAAGUGAAGGGGGAUGGGAGGCCAGCUUCGCCUCUCUGCGUAUCCCAGGGCUCUCCUGUGCCCAGCUCCUCACUCUCUGAGACCUUUCCUGCCACACACUCUUUCCCCAGCUCUCCAUCUUUCAACAGUCACCACAGUAACCUAGCAGAAUCUCAACAAAAAGCAACAACAGAAGGCUCUGCUGGUAAAGUUGAAAAUUUUGGCAAGAAGAAGCCACUUCUGCAAGCCUGGGUCACACCCUCAGAGAUACAUCCAGUACCAGCUCAGCCAAGUGCUGGAGCUGGGGCAUCCAAGCACAGGCUUCAUCCCGUGAAGCCAAUGAACACAACAGCCACUAAGAUUGCAAACUCUAGCUUGGGAACUGCUGCCAUCAUCAGUGAAAACCUGAUUAACGAAACCAUUAUGAAGAAAUACCAGCCCUCGGAUCCCGCCUUCGCCUACUCGCAGCUGACCCACGACGAGCUGAUCCAGCUGGUCCUCAAACAGAAGGAAACCAUCAGCAAGAAGGAGUUUCAGGUGCGCGAGCUGGAGGACUACAUUGACAACCUGCUGGUCCGGGUCAUGGAGGAGACGCCCAACAUCCUCCGUGUGCCGGCGCAGACGGGCAGAAAGGCUGGAAAGAUGUGAGCCGCCGGAGAGAAGCUGGCGCCCUGCGCAUGUGGGCUGGCCAUCAAGAGUUAAUUCUCCUAGUUGGAAACCAGGUUAAUUAUUACAAUGACUCUUUUACUCUCCAUUCCCAGAGAUUUAUUUUUUAAAAUGCCGCUGUGCCUUUAACCAAGUUGUAAAUAUAAGAUUUGAACCUGAGCCAUCGAUUCGGGGGCACCAGUGGAAAUAAUGUAUUUUUUAACACUGGGCUUGUCGCCCUUUGAUAACUGAGAUUUUCAAGUAUGAAUCCUCCAUGAAGCCAGCCUUAGGGUGGGCUGAGAAAGGGCCUGUGCGAUGGGUGCUGUUUCACCUGCUUUCCUGGCCUCUGAGCAGCUCAGGUGUGGCAGAUGCUAAAUUGUCAUAUCAUGUGAACUUCUAGGGCUCAAGGGUUGUUUUUGGUAGGGGUUUUGUUUGGGGAUCAACUGUUCUGCUUUCAGGAUGGGGGUUGUAUAACCUGGGCUGCUCUUGAACUCAUUAUAUAGCUGAGACUAGCCUUUAAUUUCUUAUCCCACACAUACCUCCCAAGUGUUGGAAUUACAGCUGUGUUUGAUGCCUUUUUAUUGGAGCACAGUUGUUUACAGAAGGCCUCUGGGCAUGCUUCUUAGAUCUUGAACAAACUCCCUUUUCCAAUAUCUACUACACUCUAGCCUUAAAAAUAUGCUCUUUAUGGGUGGGGAGACAGUGGACAAAGCGCUUGCAUGAGGAUCUGUAUUUGGAUUCUCGGCACCUGGGCAAAGAUGAAGGAGUGGUGGCUUGUGCCUGGGUAGGGGUUGGGCUCGUGGGUAUUGGGUGGUAGAGACAGGUAGAUCCCAAGGGUUGGUUCACUGACCAACCAUUCUAGGUGAAUGGUUCAGUGAGGCUGCCUGGCUUGAACAACAUGGUGAAGAAGCUACCAUAGACCUCUGCCCUUCAUAUACUCCCACAUAAGUAAGCACACUCACACACACAUGUGCACACACAGCGCUCUUUAGAUCCAUAGGGCCAUCUCCUGGAGACAUGAAGGAAUUAAAGAGUCGCUGUUCAGGCUGGAGAGAUGGCCCAGUGGUUAACACUGGCUGCUCUUCCAGAGGACCUGGGUUCAAUUCCCAGCACUCACAUGGCCGCUCACAACUGUCUGUAACUCCAGUUCCAAGGGAUCUGACACUCACUCAUGAACGCAGGCAAAACACCAAUGCACAUAAAAUAAAAAAUAGUAAGAAUCACUUUCCACUUAUGUAUGGGAAAAUGGUCAGAGCCCCUCCACUUGUGGUAACAGGAUUCCUGUCGGCCUUUUUAGUGCCUGGAGAGAGGACUGUGCUGCAGAUGGCUACUGCAGCAGUUCUGGGAGGUAGAGAAUGGUUUUCGGAAGGGUCCUUCGGCCUGUCUUGCUGGCUUUCCUGGAAGGGAGUAGACUAGAGUCCACCAAUUCCUCAAGAUGAAGGAGACUUGGGCUGGGGAAAGUGCUCAGUGGUCAAGCGCACCAACCCCUACCCCGCCCUACCCCACACUUCAAUAAUAAGUAAAAAUUGUGAAGCACUACAAGAUGACAUUUGCUUUUAGACUGCUACUUCCUGAUUUGGGGCAGUUGUGUUGUUGCUGCUAUUUUGAGACUCCAUGGCUUCAAGCUCUCAUGUCCCCUGCCUCAGCUUUCCAAAUACGGAGAUUGCAGGUAUGUGUCACCAUGCCUGGUAGAUUGCUGUAUUAAAAUAUAUACAUAUAAAAAUUUUUUAAACUCAGCCCCUUUUUCACUAGUAGAGGGAAUUUUAUUGCUGGUCACCUCAUACUGGAAUUAAGUGUUUCGUGUUUCGUGUUCGUUUCGUUUCUUUUCUUCCUGGUUGUAAUAAAAUCUCAUCAAAUCUUAACAUCUCUGCUAGGCGAAUCACAGGCCAAGUGGGAUGGACAAGGUAGGGGUAGUUGUGGUUAUCAGUGAAGAACCUCGCUGUGUAUGUCCUUACCCUGAAGGUGAGGAGCAUUGGUUAUACUGGAGCACUUUAAUCUGAAGGGCAAGACUGUAACUUGAUUUAUCUAAUAAGCUGUUAAUGAUCCACACCUGUUUUUAUUUAAUCUCUCCUACAAUAGUUGGGACCACUGCAGAUUGCUGAGAUGAUUUUUUUGUUUUGUUUUGUUUUGUUUUGUUUGUGUGUGUGUGUUAUGAAAUUCGUUAACAUGCCUACAAAAAAAAAACAUAUCCACUUGAACUCCAAACAUGUACAUGUAUACAUCUUUUCCGCACUGUGAUUUUUUUUUUUUUACUUGAUAUAAAUGUAUUUUUACUGUGAUAACCUAAGUGCAAUGGGGGGGCACUGGUUCUUGGAAGAGCCAGCGUGGGGAAUUGCCUUGUUCAUGAAGGCUCUGGCAGUCUCUGCUGCUGCUAGGACCUUUGGUAUGUCACUGAGUCAGGACCAGAGAGGACCUUCUAGGUAGACUGAAUUCCUGCGCUCUGAAAUGCCACUUGGGAACUCUGGAGAAAGAAGGACAGUUUACUUCGAAGGGCUUCUCUGGUUUCUGCCAGCACUGGAAAACAUUGCCUUUCUAACUUUGCUGUACCUCAGAAAGCACACAGAACGCACGCCUACUUAAUAGCUGUUCUUGGAUAUUCAGUUGGGGGCUGAGGGAAGCUGAGCCUGCGCUGAGCCACUGGCAGAGGUUGGUGAUGUGGAGAGCCCUGGAGCUAUGGAGGCUGCCACUGAUGCCAACAUGAGGGGCCCUUUUCUUGCCCUCGCCUGGCUUGCCUCCAGAAAAGGCCAGCCAGGGAUUUUUGGUGGGGGAUGGGAAGGCAUUGGAUAAAUAUCAGCAGACUCCAUUUGGAGGACAGCUUCCUUAAAAAACAGCCCGCCCUUGGCCUGAUUGUUUCGUAUCAUUUUAUUCUUGGCUUUGGCACAUGGCCUACCCCCCCUUUUUUUAUUCCAGUAUGUUACCUUUCCAGAAGGACAGCAGAAGGAAGGAGGAAGCAGCCCUGCUCUGUGUACUGCUCCGUAGCUGUGUCCUCCCAGCCUCUGUGUUCACAGGGCAUCCGGAGAGCCUGGUCCUUGUCACUGCGGUGAACUCUGGAACCCGGGAUCUUCGUCCCUGUGUUCUUCGUCCCUGUGUUCUUCGCCCACUCGACCUUUUUUGCUGUUGGGGAUGAAACCCGGUGUUUUAUGCUUGCAAAUCCCAUGCUCUGCCACUGAGUUACACCCUCAGGCAGACCCCCAUCCCCCUUGGUGGUGUUUUUGUCUGCUUUUUGAGACAGUUCUUCUGGUUUUGUGACUACUGACCUUUAACUCCUCAUCCUCCUGUCCCCACCUCCCAAGUGCUAGAAAUAUCAGAGUAUGCUGCCUUUCCCAGCUUUUACUACUUUUUUUUCCGUGGGGUAGGGUAGUAAUUAAGGAUCCUUCAAGACUGAAAAUCAGUCAGUUGGCUUAGGUAGGGCAUGUGAACCCAUAUCAGCUCCAACUCUGGAUUCUCCUACCUACUUUGUGAGCUACUGAAUUGACUUUCCCCUUCCUCCAGCUGAUGGCUUACUUAGUAGGGCUUGAUUGGUUGGUCAGUUUGUCGGUGGGUUGGUUUGGCUUUGGGGGAUAUUUUGUUUUGUUUUAUUUUUCGAGACAAGGUUUCUCUGUGUAACCCUGCCAUACUGGAUCUUGCUCUAUAGACCAGGCUGACCUCGAACUCAGAGAUCUGCUUGCCUUUGCCUCUGACUUCACCUGGUGUUUUUAAAUUACAGAAUUACCAUUCCCUGCUGUAUUACUUUGGCGGGGGGGGGGGGGGUUGUUGAACUUGCUCUUAAGAAAUAACUUAAGAGAUUUGGCAUGUAGCUCAGUACAGUGGUGCCUUAAAUGCACAAAGCACCAGGUUUGAUAUCACACACACACACACACACAUACACACGCACACACACACAAACUGAGCAAUCCCAGCCAGCUUUUGUGGGCAAAAAGUGACCAAAAGUUCAACUUCAUCCUCAGCAGCACAGGGAGUCAUGUCAGACGAGGAUACACGAGACCUUGCCUCAAAACAAACAAAACCCUAAGACUUCCUAACACUAAAUAAAAUGUUAACUAACUUUAAA